UUUUUUUUUAUUUUAUUUUUUUUGUGCGGAGCUAGCAUAAAUGAAAGAUCUCGAAAUCGUGAGCGGUUAGGCUAGUUGGACGUCUUGUUAUUCCAUUAUUUUUAGUCAGUGUCCCUCAAAUUUAUCCGCAUCUCGUUGAAGGGUUGGCGCGCUACCUUUUAGCGUACUGCUACUACAACCCGAUAACCCUACAACUAUGUCGGCUCAGCCUCCCAAACCCGAAGCGGAGAAUGCGGAGCCGGCUCCACCGGCUGACGCCGUCGGCGGAGGAACUAAAGGACGUGAAUUCCCGGAUUUCGCGGCUGAUGAUCCUGAGCCAGGAGAUUGGAUUGCUCCCGGAGAAGUUUUAAAGCAGGAACCCAUCACAAUAGCCUCAGAUAAAACAGUGCCAAAAACAAAUGCUCCGAGCAAAAGCACUGCAAAGGAUUCGGUUGAGAAGGAUGGAACUGACAAAGAAAUGCCAGACAACACCGAGUUCAUCGUGAAAGAUGAAAUCGUUUCUGAGGAAGGGGAUGGCGCAACAAAAACUGAGAAGUCAUCAUACUUCUGUGAGACUUGCCAAGAAACUUCGCCUGGGACUGAGGAAGAGCACCUCGAGGGUCGAAGGCACCUGAAAACUCAGGAACGACUUGAGAAAUAUGGCAGCCUUGAGAAAAUAGCGGAGGUCUUCAAGACGUCCUACUGCUUCAUCUGCGGAGCCAAGUCCAACAGCCUGGAGCAGUUUGAGAUCCACGUGAAGGGGAACAAGCACAAGACCCGCUGCAAGACCUUCGACCUGGACCCCAGUCUGACCAACUUCCCGCCGGGCAUGAAGAUUCCCCCGGGGGUCAAGCCGCCCCCCGGGUACGCUUCUCCUGGCACCAAGGAGCCCCAGCAUCCAGCUCCAAAGGGUCCCCCUGCCCCGAAACCUUCAGCUGCUGCGGCUCCUGCCGCCAAGAAGAACGCCUCUCAGGCCCCCGGCACCAAAGAUCCUGGAGAUGGUACCGGCGUACGUGCUGAAAGGCCAGUGUGCGACGUCUGCAGCAUAACCCUGAGCUCUCCACAGCAGCUCCUUCAGCAUCUUUCAGGCAAGAGGCACAAGGAUUUGGUGGAGAGCCUGAAGGCAGGAGCCAGGCUUCCCAGAAAGAAGCCCCAGCCGUUCAAAGGACCCGGUGGACGCCCAGAUGGAAUGCCACCCUCCGGCCCACCCAUGAGACCGCCUGCAGCACCAAAGUCUGGGAACUUUGACCAGGGUGUUCCCAAGGGAGCCAAGCGUCCCCUACUUCUGGACGGAGGCCCAGGACCUUUCAAGAAGCCGAACAUGGGUCCAGGUGGAGCCGCGACAGCACCUGGGACUCCAGGCGGUCCUCCGGUCCUCAAGAAGUCCUUCUACUGCAAGCUGUGCAAUGCCACUCUCAACUCGGAGUUCCAGAGAGAUGAGCACAUGAACGGUCGAGCUCACAAGGAACGACUGACUUCAGGCCAGCCAGCGGCUCAGCAGGGACCACAGUCUCAGCAGAAGCCACAAUUCCAGCCGAGAGCACAGUUUCAGCCGAGGCCUCAAUUUCAGUCGAAGCCACAAUUUCAGCCGAAACCACAAUUUCAGCCGAGGUCACAGUUUCAGCAGAACCGGCCUCAGCUGCCAUUUCGCCAGCCACAGCCGAAUUGGGGCGCUCAUCAGAAUCAGCCAUUUCAGGGAAAGCAGAACCAAGGUUUUGGACCAAGGCCUAGAGGCGGCAUGGCCCAGCAGCGGAUGCCGGCACCCAAGGGGACGUUCUCUUGCCAGCCGUGUCAGCAGACCAUGAACUCCAAGAUGCAGUACGACCAGCACAUGACAAGCAAGAAGCAUUUCCAGAAUUUAGAGACGUUGGCUUCUGGUGGAUCUGUUAGCAUUGCCCCCAAGAAACCCCUGAUCGGAGGGCCAAACACACCCGGCGGCCCCCCCAACAUCCGGCCCCGUGCUCCCAACGUCUACUCCACUGCAAAGCCUUGGAGCACCAGCAACAGCAGCAAGCCAACACCCUUCAACAGUGGAGGCAACCGCUUCGGAGCGCCACAGCAGCAGCCGUGGACCAAGCCAAACACUCGACCGCAGCAACAGCCGCAGUACAACAAUGGCUCGGUACGACCUCCCCCUUCUAAUCAGCCAGUCUUCCCCACGCCGGGGGUCCAGCAGUUUCAGACAAACGCAAGACCUCAGCAGAAACCUCUGUUGGGAGGAUUAGGCUUUGGGCCCACUCCAUCAGAUCAAUUUUCGAAGCUCCAGUACGAUCUUGCAGUCGAGAUCAGCAAGCUCUCGCGCCAGCUGACACGUCCAGACCUUGCUCAAGAGAUUGGGCAGCAGUUGAACCGUCAAGCUCAGCAAACCUCUCAGCAAGAACACCUGUCGAUGGAUACUCCGCUCGAACGCCCAAUGGAGUUUGAUCGUUCACACGAUUACUCGUAUGGGGAUGCAAUGGAUCAGAGCCACACUGGGCACGAUUUCAACUCUGGGAACAUGUACGGUCACGAUUACCAAGAGCCACACGAAGGGGCUCCGUAUAAAGACGUUUUAGAACCUCCUACAGCUGCACCGAGGCGCACGUUGUUGCCGUCGUCGGCUCAGGCUUUUGAGGGACCCAGUGUGCUUGAUCGACUCAAGAAGAUGUCAGGAUCGGCUCAAAGCAUGACCAUCGAUACCUACGGGGAAAGACGUCCUCAUGACCAGUCCGGUUAUGAGUAUGGCUCUUCCGAGCUGGGCUUCAGCAACCGUGGUGGGUACGACGAAUAUCCCGCUGCAGAGUUUAACAGACCUCUCCUUUCGGACAGAGGAAGGUCAGAGGGCUUGCUUGGGCCAUCGUCCAGCCUUUUGGGCAGGCCUUUUGACUAUAACUCACGUUUCUGAGGUCUUUGGUUCUUUUUUGACGGUCAUUCUGGGGUUGCACCAGGACAUUUUCGAAGUAAGUAGCACAAGGAAAAGAAUUUCCCAGAUAUGUUUUGGUGUCUUGAGGAUGUGCUUGUUCUUUUUGCAUUUCUACAUCCAUCACCCGUUUGUUUCACAUUGGUUAUUAUUUGUAUCUGUCUUGAUGUGCGAAUAAACUUUUCACACUUUUGGUUUGAGAAAA
Molecule: messenger RNA, 3083 nt
Organism: Ixodes scapularis (black-legged tick)
Lineage: Eukaryota; Metazoa; Arthropoda; Arachnida; Ixodida; Ixodidae
Product: trithorax group protein osa
Exons: 15
Coding region: 197-2863 (888 amino acids)
Cellular component (GO): nucleus
Molecular function (GO): nucleic acid binding; zinc ion binding
Source: RefSeq, a predicted model, not a curated record